This is a messenger RNA of Heterobilharzia americana, 672 nucleotides long. The record is from the annotation of a GenBank genome assembly. Lineage: Eukaryota; Metazoa; Platyhelminthes; Trematoda; Strigeidida; Schistosomatidae.
AUGAUUGUAUUUAAUAUUCUGUUCACAAUCGUAGGAAUGGUUGUUUUGGCUGCUGCAUUAUACUUCUACUUUUCAACAUUUGGAGUUAGAGGUGUACAACAACACAAUAUAUUGGCGUAUGCCUAUAUUUUCAUCGCUGCCAUUGGCGCUCUGAGUUUUGUACUGGGGAUAUUGGGUUGUUGUGGUUCAUAUCACUACAGUCGGUGCUUAUUGGGCAUUUAUUUUGCUGUGUUACUGCUCAUUUUCGCUGUCGAAAUCGCUAUCGGCGUGGCUGGAUUCGUUCAUCGGGAACAAACUCGUAGGGUAAUCCACGAAACAUUGAAAGAAGGCGUCGAAGACUGGAAACGUUCAGACAAUGAAGUUCGAUGGAUGGAUGCCAUCCACGUUAUGUUUCAAUGCUGCGGUUACAAUGGACCCAUGGACUAUGGUGUUACACGAGUUCCUUCAUGUUGUUUGAAUGAUGAAUGCACUAUGGAUUUACCUCUGCUUAGUUUUAAAACGGGUUGUAAAGAAAGAAUUGACAAUAUUAUGCAUAAUUUCCUCAUUAUGUGUAUCUCAGUUAUCACAGUAGCUCUUAUUGAACUGAUUGGAUUGAUAUUUGCCAUGACACUUUGUUGCGCUGUCAGCGGACGUGAUCCGAACGCUUACUACCGAGCAGUACAAACAGCUUGA